Molecule: messenger RNA, 1207 nt
Organism: Arabidopsis arenosa
Lineage: Eukaryota; Viridiplantae; Streptophyta; Magnoliopsida; Brassicales; Brassicaceae
Source: the annotation of a GenBank genome assembly
AUAGUCAACUUUAUUUGAUAAAUCAUUGUCCAAAUAAUCCCUCUUAAAAGGAAAAGAGAGAGAGAGAGAGAUCAUGGGACUAUAUGGAGUGAUGACAGGGAAAAAAGGAAAGAGUGGAUUUGGAUCUGCUUCUACUGCUGAAGAUGUUACUCACUCCAUUGAUGCAAGUCAUCUCACUGCCAUCAUCACAGGUGGAACAAGUGGGAUUGGAUUGGAGGCAGCAAGAGUGUUAGCAAUGAGAGGAGCUCAUGUCAUCAUUGCCGCAAGAAACCCAAAAGCUGCUAAUGAGUCCAAAGAGAUGAUUCUUCAGAUGAACCCUAAUGCUCGCGUAGAGUAUAUCCAGCUCGAUGUCUCGUCCAUCAAAUCAGUCAGAUCCUUCGUCGAUCAGUUUCUUGCCCUUAAUGUUCCUCUCAACAUACUCAUAAACAAUGCAGGUGUUAUGUUUUGUCCUUUCAAGCUCAGUGAAGAUGGGAUUGAAUCACAAUUCGCAACAAACCACAUUGGUCAUUUUCUGUUGACGAAUCUGCUUCUGGACAAAAUGAAGAGUACCGCAAGAGAAAGUGGAGUCCAAGGAAGGAUUGUGAAUUUGUCAUCUAUUGCUCAUACUUAUACUUACCCUGAAGGUAUCAAGUUCCAAGGCAUCAAUGACCCUGAUGGAUAUUCGGAGAGAAGGGCUUAUGGGCAGUCCAAACUCUCAAACUUGUUGCACUCCAAUGCACUCUCUCGCAGACUACAGGAAGAAGGUGUGAACAUCACUAUAAAUUCAGUGCACCCUGGACUUGUCACCACUAAUCUCUUUCGCCACUCCGGUUUUAGCAUGAAGGUCUUCAAGGCUAUGACUUUCCUCUUGUGGAAAAAUAUACCUCAGGGAGCAGCAACAACAUGCUACGUUGCACUUCAUCCUGAUCUCAAAGGCGUCACCGGAAAGUAUUUCGGCGACUGUAACAUCGUUACUCCGAGCAAAUUUGCUACCAACAAUUCUCUCGCCGAUAAACUUUGGGAUUUCAGUGUCAAACUCAUCGAUUCUGUCUCUAAAUAAAUUUAUCAUCAUCAUCAAGAUAAAUUCUUAGACAUUCAAAAUUUAUCCUUCUUGCUAUUGUUACAUUAAUGCCAUAUCUUUUUCAUCAUCACUACAUAUUUCUUUAUGGAAUACCAUAAUUAGAAAUCAUUCUCCAUUUUUUUUCUUGAAUAAAAUUAUCUAACACAA